GCCUGGCCCCGCCCCGCCGCGCCUGGCGUGGGGCUCCCUGUGGCUGCUGGUGGCUGAGCCGCGCGAGCCGAGCCCGGCCGCCGCGCUGGGCCCAGACAAGAUGGCGGCCCCGGGCGAGUACUUCAGUGUGGGCAGCCAGGUGUCCUGCCGCACGUGCCAGGAGCAGCGGCUGCAGGGCGAGGUCGUGGCCUUCGACUACCCCAGCAAGAUGCUUGCGCUCAAAUGUCCUUCUUCCAGUGGAAAGCCCAACCAUGCAGAUAUCCUGCUUGUAAACUUACAGUAUGUUUCAGAAGUGGAAAUAAUUAAUGACCGCACGGAAACCCCUCCUCCUCUAGCUUCACUCAAUGUUAGCAAGCUUGCCAACAAAGCACGGACAGAGAAGGAAGAGAAGCUGAGCCAGGCAUAUGCAAUUAGUGCUGGUGUCUCUCUGGAGGGACAGCAGCUUUUUCAGACUAUACAUAAGACCAUUAAAGACUGUAAAUGGCAAGAGAAGAACAUAGUUGUGAUGGAAGAAGUUGUUAUUGCUCCUCCAUACCAAGUGGAAAACUGUAAAGGCAAAGAGGGAAGUGCGCUGAGUCAUGUACGCAAAAUAGUUGAGAAACAUUUUAGAGAUGUGGAAAGCCAAAAGGUAAUGCAACGUUCACAAGCACAGCAAACACAGAAGGAAAGCACCCUGUUGUCCUGAGUCUGGCCCCUACCACUCACUGGGGGGUUCUUCCAAGAUCCAGCAGAAGAUGAGAUUGACUUCUUCAAAGAAGGCCGGGGUGGGGGCGGGCAGGGGUUAUAUUUUAUUUCCUGUGGGCUCUCUAAUGGAGAGCUCGCCAAUUCCAAACUUUAGACUUUAAAACAAACAAACAAAAGAGAGAAUAAUUUAAAAGAUCAUCCAUUACUUGACUAACAGACUUUCUUUUUGUCCGCCAUGUUUUCUCCUAGGACAGUCAGACUUUGUUAGUUUUAUUUUUGAAUUUCUUUCCUCUCUGUCACCCUGCAAAAAUACCUUGCUUCCCCUUUUAUUUUUACAAAGGGGGUCCAUCAUUCCCGUUCCCCCCUCCUCCCACUUCCUUCUAUAAUGUAGGAGAAUUUCACCCCACGGCGCCCUUCUAAAAAUAAAAAUAACAAGCUGACUGCGGUAACUGAAUCGGGACCUUCUGUGACCGGCGCGGUCUCGUUUUAAUUUUGUUUGCACAGGGCAAGGCUUGAAUUAGUCUUAUUUUUCUUAUCUUUAAAUAUAUAUAUGAAUAUAUAUUAAAAUGUUCUUUAAAUAUUUUUCUGCUUCUAGCAGUUCUCUUCACUGGGAUCAUGGCAAAAAAAAAAAAAGGCCCAUUGACCUCCCUCUCUGUUUGGCCCUAGCAUGGCUGGAUAUUCCAGGUGAUGCUAGGGAGAACUUGAACCCAGGAAGUUUGUGGGGAAGCAAGAGAGUCAAGGAAAUGAUAGCACCUCCCUGAGCUCCAGAUCUCUCUUCCCCCUGGGUUCUCAUUUCUUCCUGUGAAGUGUACCCAGACUUGGGAAGAGAGACAGGCAGGAGGAAGGAUGCAGGGUACUGCUGCCAGGAGUUUCUGUUCUGACCCCUGCAUUGUAGUACUGCCCUGUCCCCUGCAGGCCAGAAGCUCCAGGGCUGCAUUGGCAUCCUCUCCUGCAUUGCACAGGUGUGCGCAGAGGAUGCGAGUGAAUAGUGUUCGGGCGUGUGCCUUAAACGGUUUGCACGAUCCAAAUGGACUUGCACUCGGCCCUUCAACGUCCGGGCAAAGUUAGCUAACUUCCAGGGCCCUUAUGAACUGAGCCACCUGCCUGCACAUGCCUCUGGAGACGGUCUUGGAGAGGCUGCAGUGCUCCACUGGUUGAGAGAGUGCUGUGGCUUCUCUCCUACCCAACCCUGGGAGUCUUCAGCUGUGGCUUUGGCUCACUUUAAUUGUGUGUCACACCCAGAUGGUACUAAUGGAAUGAAAUGCCAGCUGGAUUGACACCCGUGCUGUAUGGGCGACUGUGGCUGUUGGCUAAUGGCAAGCUCAGUGUGACUUUGGGAAGCAGUGAAGGAGCCCCUGAGUCGUGCUUCCUCCCUAAGUAGGUGGGCAUGGGGACCAGCUAAGCAAGUCAGUGUCUCUCCCUCUCUCUCUCUCUCUCUCUUUCUCUUUCCUUUUUUUUGCCAUGAUCUUUCCCUUUUUACCUAUUUUUUUUCUUUUUGUUUUGUUUUUGUUUUUUGUUUUAAAAUAAAUGGAUCAAAAUUUAAAUAAUUCAAGCCCUGCCUUAAAAAAAAAAAAAAAUGGAAAAUUUUUUAGUAUUGUUUAGCAAAACAAUAAAACCCAAAAUUUUUUUAACCAUCAA
Molecule: messenger RNA, 2322 nt
Organism: Alligator mississippiensis (American alligator)
Lineage: Eukaryota; Metazoa; Chordata; Crocodylia; Alligatoridae
Gene: LSM12
Product: LSM12 homolog
Exons: 5
Coding region: 101-685 (194 amino acids)
Molecular function (GO): RNA binding
Source: RefSeq, a predicted model, not a curated record